AUGGCGGAUGUUGAAGCUUCAGUGGAGAAGGCUUCUGUCAAUGACGUUGCAGCUCAAGACGUUGAGAAUGGGUCUGGGGGCUCGGUGACUCCUAAGGAGGAGCCAUCAUCGCCUCGCGAUAUUCAUGGUGUAAAGUGGUUUAUUGCAGUUUGUGCUAUUUUGUCAUCGACCUUUUUGUUCAGUUUGGAUAACACUGUGGUCGCCGACGUUCAACCCAAUAUUGUCAAUGACUUUGGCAGUGCCGAAAAAUUGCCCUGGGUCGGCGCCGCGUUUGGGCUCGGCGCCACAUCUAUUCUUCCUUGGGGGAAGGCAUAUGGUGUCUUCAACAUCAAAUGGCUCUAUUUGGGAACCGUCAUCAUCUUCGAGAUUGGUAGUGCCAUCUGCGGUGCUGCGAAUAAUAUGACUGCAUUGAUCUUGGGUCGUGUCAUUGCUGGUGUCGGUGGGUCGGGCAUGUAUAGUGGCUGUCUCACAUAUCUCGCCAUCACAACCACCCCAAAUGAGCAGCCAAUGCUCAUGAGUCUGGUUGGGAUGGUUUGGGCAGUGGGAACCGUCCUUGGUCCCGUAGUGGGAGGUGCCUUUGCUGAUAGCUCUGCCACCUGGCGAUGGAAUAACAAGGCAUUCUACAUCAACCUGGUUAUUGGCGCCAUAUUUGCCCCAGCCUACCUAUUCUUCCUCCCUAACAUCGACAUGCAACGCAAUACUCUGCUCGCGCAGAAGCUCAAACAAAUAGAUUGGCUUGGCCUCUUCUUCUUCUACGCAGGAAUGGUCUGCUUGAUUGUUGCAAUCAACUUCGGUGGCAGCGUCUACUCCUGGAGCUCGGGCGCAGAGGUUGCCUUUUGGGUCGUCGGAGGUGUCUCCUGGAUCAUCUUCGGUCUAACCCAGCACUUCACUCCCUUCGUUCAGACGGCCCAUCGACUAUAUCCCACGCAAUUGAUGCGUCGACCGCUCCUCCUCAACUUACAAUUUCAGCUCUCCCUUUCUUCUGGUGUACUGCUGGGAGCCGCCUACUACAUCCCCCUCUAUUUCCAAUUUGCCCAAGGUGACAGUGCUCUCCAAGCCGCCGUCCGUCUCCUCCCCUACAUCAUGAUGGUCGCUGUUUUCGCCCUCAUCAACGGCGCCCUAAUGACAAAACUCGGUUACUACAUGCCCUGGUACACAUUUGGUGCAGCUUUGAUACCCAUCGGUUCUGCACUCAUGUACACUGUUGAUCUAUCGACUAAGAUUGGGAAUGUUUACGGCUAUACCGUCCUCAUGGGUAUUGGUGUUGGAUCCUACGUCCACGCCACUUAUCCUGUUGCCCAGAACCUCGUCAGUCCCGCGGAAAUCCCCGACGUGAUUUCGUUUAUGAGCGUAGCUCAGUCGACGGGUAUUACUGUUUUCUUGGCUAUGAUGGGGACGGUGUAUAACAAUAUGGCGAUUUUGAAGGUGCAGGCUGUCUUGCCCGAUGCGACCAAAGCGGAUGUUUUGGAGACUUUGACGGGGACGACUAGUGCUAUUUUUGAUAGCUUGGAUGAGGCUGUUAGGAGUGAUGUUAUUGGGGCCAUUAUUCAGGCCAUGAAGCAGGUUUGGUUGAUUUUGACGGUGGCUGCUAUCACGGAAGUCAGCAGCGAGGUGGUGCGAAUACUUGGCGGAAAUCCAGGUGAUAUGCAACUACAAGGAACCAAUACGUAUCUAGUCGGAAGCGGUCAGACACGGAUUUUGAUAGACACAGGACAGGGGUGUUCAAUCUGGCUCACAACUCUGGUCAAAUAUCUUGACCAACACCAAUUGAGCAUCUCCCAGGUACUGCUGACCCACUGGCAUCCCGAUCAUACCGGUGGUCUCCCGGCGCUAUUGGCUCAGUAUCCACAUCUGGCCGCGGCGGUCCACAAGGCUGACCCGGACCGGGGCCAACAUUCAAUUCGCGAUGGACAGACUUUCACUGCUCAAGGAACCACGCUGCGAGCCUUGUUCACGCCCGGACAUAGUCAAGAUCACAUGUGCUUUGUCUUGGAGGAAAGUGGCGCGAUGUUCACAGGUGAUAAUGUGCUUGGACAUGGAAGCAGCGUUGUUGUGGAAGAACUUGGCCGAUACAUGGAGAGCUUGCAAGCUAUGACCCGAAGUGUGCGCAAUGAAGAUAUAACAGUUGGAUACCCCGGACACGGUGCCGUGAUUGAAGACUUGCCAGCCAAACUCAGAGUCUGGAGCAGACACUGGGAAUUGCGAGAAAAGAAAGUUUUGUCGGCGUUUAUGAAGGGCAACGCAAAGACAAAGGCAUCCUUGGCGACACGGGAGAUCAUUGCAUGUAUCUACGGGCCCGAGAUGGAGACAAUGGCAGGACCAUUCAUAGCUCAGGUUCUAUCGAAACUAAACGACGAGGGGAAGGUUGGACUUGCUAUCGCAGGGCAAGAGCAGAAGUGGUUUAUGUUGUAA
Molecule: messenger RNA, 2412 nt
Organism: Penicillium robsamsonii
Lineage: Eukaryota; Fungi; Ascomycota; Eurotiomycetes; Eurotiales; Aspergillaceae
Product: efflux pump antibiotic resistance protein
Exons: 10
Coding region: 1-2412 (803 amino acids)
Biological process (GO): transmembrane transport
Molecular function (GO): transmembrane transporter activity
Source: RefSeq, a predicted model, not a curated record